Messenger RNA from Mugil cephalus (flathead mullet), 2000 nucleotides. It is a transcript of the gene paox, whose product is annotated as polyamine oxidase. The transcript is spliced from 10 exons. NCBI's taxonomy places the organism in Eukaryota, Metazoa, Chordata, Actinopteri, Mugiliformes, Mugilidae. Gene Ontology annotation, molecular function: polyamine oxidase activity. The record is from RefSeq and is a predicted model, not a curated record. The coding region runs from base 55 to 1563 and encodes 502 amino acids.
CAUGUCGGUCGUGGCUCUUUGCUCCAGAGAGGAAGCAGCGCCAUAAAGACAACCAUGUCCGGAGGUGUAAACGCAAAAAUAAUUAUAAUAGGAUGCGGGAUCUCAGGCAUAUCUGCGGCCCAGAGGCUCGUCAACGCUGGAUUUCAUCAUGUGCGGAUACUUGAGGCGACUGCAAGAAGCGGAGGACGAAUAAAAACAGGAAGACUGGGUGAUAAGGUUAUUGAGAUCGGUGCAAACUGGAUACAUGGACCAUCCGAGGAGAACCCAGUGUUUUGUCUGGCCCGUCAGUAUGGACUGCUGGAUCCAGAAGCCCUCACGCCAGAGAACCAGGCCAUGGACAUUGGAGGACAUCCCCCCUGGGUCCCCAGUGUCUUCUGCAGUUCAGGUCGACAGCUGAGUGCUGAGGACAUCUAUCCAGCUCAGGAGAUGUUUGCCGAGCUGCUGAAUGAAUGUUCAGAAUUUCACAGCGAAGGCAGAGAACCCAAGGCCUGUGUGGGAGACUUCAUCCGGUCAGAGGUGCUGCAACGAGCAGCAGAGAAUUGGAAGGAUAUUGACCCUACUGCCAGAUCCCUGCGACUGUGUAUGAUCAGCAACCUGUUGAAGGGGGAGUGCUGUGUUAAUGGGACACACAGCAUGGAUGAGGUGGGCCUGGGGGCUUUUGGCCUUUACAAGACUCUGCCUGGAUUGGACUGCAUAUUCCCACGUGGAUAUGAAGGUCUGGUCGAGGGCCUACUGUCGGACCUCCCCAGCGGUUUAGUAACCUACAACCAGCCUGUGCGCUGUGUUCACUGGAACAACGCCGAGAAGGGAGGAAGCCCCGUGACCGUCGAGUGUGAUGACGGUGAAAGGAUUGUCGCUGAUCAUGUUAUUGUCACAGUACCUCUAGGAUACCUAAAGAAGCACCAUUCAACCUUGUUCGACCCUCCGCUCCCUCUACACAAGCUGCAUUCCGUCCAGAGGCUCGGCUUUGGAACAAACAAUAAAAUAUUUGUGGAGUUUGACGUACCGUGGUGGGAUGCUGACUGUGAGGUCAUCCAUCUGGUGUGGGAAGAUGAGGAUGCUUUGGUGGACAAGGUGCCAGAUGUACAAAGAUCCUGGAUAAAGAAGUUAUUUGGCUUCACCGUACUCAAACCUACUGAAAGGUACGGCCAUGUUCUCUGUGGCUGGAUUGCUGGCCAUGAGUCAGAGUACAUGGAGACACUGUCUGAGCAAGAGGUCACACAAGCUGUCACACAACUUAUUCGCAGGUUCACAGGGAACCCCACCAUCACCCCAAAGAGAAUUCUGCGCUCUCAGUGGUUUCAUGAUCCCUGGACUUGUGGAUCCUACAGUUACCCUGGGAAAGGCUGUUCAGGCCAGGACACUGAAAACAUGAUGGAGCCACUGCCACCGCAGAAAUCACAGUCACAACCCCUGCAGGUGUUGUUCGCUGGAGAGGCGACUCAUGACUGCUACUACUCGACCGUCCAUGGAGCUCUUCUGUCUGGGUGGAGAGAAGCUGACAGGCUUAUCUCUCACUACUCCUCCGUUAAUUCAUCUGACCAUUCCAAGUCAAAGCUUUGAAGAUUGAUACUGUCUUGCACUAAACCAUCUACCCUUGCAUCUACCCAUUACAUUUGAUAUGUGAUAAACAAAUUACUAUGAUAUCCCAGUUGAUCUUGUGCGGAAGCUGCUGCUUAUUUAAAUCAUGAAUUUUAAAUGUGCCACAACCAAUAAAGUGUGAUACUGAUGAUUUAAGGCUUUUCAGUGCACUAAAAUACAAAUGGACUUCACUAAUAGUGUCGACAGAGCAAAAGUAUACAUGCACUUUAUUGAGAAGUUAUUUUUUAAACCCAUUAAACAUACCGCUUUAAAUUUUUUUUAAUAAAUUUACAGUAGUUAUCAAUUAACAUGUAAUCCUGUUUACACUUAUUUAGUACUGCAACUUCUUUGUCAAUUGGAUUGUCUUAUUGUUAAUGGACUGUAAUUAACUAAGAAUAAAUUUUGAUUAUUUCUGGAAA